AGAGAGAGGAGCGAGAGAUAGAGGAAAGAGAGGAGAAUGAGGAUCAGACCGUCAGUGCGAGAGUGACGACUCUUCUGCAGCCAUUUCGCAGGGAGAAGCGAAAGCCAUGAGCCGAGCCGGCGCAAGAGCUGCCGCCUGAGGAGCCCCUGUGGGAGGAGGAGGAGGCACCGGAGGGUGCGCGUGAGAGAGAGUGUGAAAGUGUGAGAGAGAGCACAAGCGAGAGCUGACAGUGCGACAGGAACACCAGCGUGACCGGACUAUGCUCCAGACCAUUUACGAGGGCGACUCCCGCUUCUCCAGGCGCCGGCUGCCCGGGGAUCUCGACGACGACAUGCUCAGCGUCGACGACUCAGACGUUAAACCUGAAGUACCGUCGUCCCCGGACCCCGCGUCUCCUCUAGACCUGCGGACAGACGGACGGGCCCCGGCCCCUGGUUCGGACCCCGGGAUGUGGGAGCGUCAGCUCCAGCAGGAACUCGUCCUCAUCCAGAAGCAGCAGCAGAUUCAGAAGCAGCUUCUCAUCAACGAGUUCCAGAAGCAGCACGAGAACCUGAUCCGGCAGCACCAGGUUCAGCUGCAGGAGCACCUCAAGCUGCAGCAGGAGCUCCAGGCCAUGAAGCAGCAGCAGGAACUGUUGGAGAAGGAGAAGAAGCUGGAGCUACAGAACCAGGAGAGAGAACUGGAGAGACAUCGACGUCAGCAACAGGUCCUCAUCAUGAGGAACAAAGAGAGAGCGCGAGAAAGUGCAGUGGCCAGUACAGAGGUCAAACAGAAGCUUCAGGAGUUCCUGCUGAAUAAAUCCACGAAGGAUGUGACGUCCACUGGAUCCUGUCACGCAUUUACACCAAUACACACCUCCACACUGUGGUUCACGACGUCCCAUGACACGGCUCUGGAGCAGAGUUCACCCCCGCUGGGAGAGGUGUCGCCCCCCUGCAAGUUCCGUCUGACCUCCCUGCCCCACUCCAGGGAUGAUUUCCCUCUCAGGAAGACCGCAUCAGAACCGAACCUGAAGGUGCGCUCGCGGCUGAAGCAGAAGGUCGCCGAGAGGAGGAGCAGCCCUCUACUGAGACGAAAAGAAGGAGCCGCUGUGACCCCCUUCAAAAAAAGAGCGCUGGAGCUCAUGGAUCCUGUGCUCAGUAGCGCCUCUCCUGGUUCGGCUCCCGGCUCUCCGAACGGCUUCUUGUGUGCCGAAAACGGACCAUCAUCACUACCAGCCACCACCUUCACAGAGUGUUGGCCCUCACAGAUGAACCCGUUGGGCCCCGAGGGGUCGGUGCCCAUGCUGAGUCUCUACACGUCGUCUCUGCCCAACAUCACCCUGAGCCUCUCGCCCACCGCCUCGUCCCUCAGCGCCGGUCUGGGGCUGACGGAGAAGCACGGCGAUGCCAGCAGAGCGAUGCCCAUCAGGCCGGGCGUGCCCGCUCAGCUCCUGGCUCCGGUGUCCCUGGCGGUGGGCGUGGAGAAAGUGAGCAGCAGCCAGCAGGUUCUCCUGCAGCACCUCCUGCAGAAGGAGCAGCUCCGCCACCAGAAGAUCGGCUCCGCCGGUCCGGGCGUAGGACUGCUGCACCCCCCCUCUCCCCUGGCGGCGAAGGAUCGCUCCUUGGGCGUCGCCCGCCCCAGACUCCCGCGCCAUCGGCCCCUGCACCGCACCCAGUCGGCCCCGCUGCCGCAGAGCAUGCUGGCACAACUGGUCCUCCAGCAGCAGCACCAGCACUUCCUGGAGACGCAGAAACAGUUCCAGCACCAGGUCCACAUCAACACGCUUCUCUCCAAGUCCAUCGAGCAGAUGAGGAGGCCGAGCGUCCACCUGCAGGAGUCAGAAGAGGAGGAGGGGGAGGAGGCGCACGAGCUGGGCACAGAGGAGGAAAGCUCGCCCUCUGGUGGCGCCAUCCGCAAGCGCAGCCCCGUCCACAACAGCAACAGAAGCGGCGUCGACGCCGCCAGCGAGCACGACGAACACGCGGUCAUCAGAAUCAAGGAGGAGCCCGACGACAGCGACGACGAGACGCAUGCCCAACAGGAGCUGGUGUACCUGCGGCAGGUAGAGGGGAGGCUGGUGAUACGGGCUGUGAACUGAAGGGGGCUCUGAACCCCUGACCCUUUACGCCCGUCUGGACCGUUCGUGAUCUCUGUCUCGUCCGCUUCGAUGAUCUGUUUAUAAUUCAGAUAAAAUAAUGAAGAAUAAUUUAUCUUUUAUUUAAAAUGUAUUUAACGUCCUUCCUCCUCUCUGUCCACCGACCGGUAGAUCUCACAGAGAGACUCUUCAUGCGACAUUGAACUAUUAUUAUUAUUUUAUUAUUUAUUGAAUUAUUUUAUUUGUGAUGGUUUUGUGGUUCCUGCCCACUUUUCGUCGUUUCGGGUUUUCCCGGGGCUCUGGGAGCUCGUCUUGGACCCGCCGGCGGUGGGGCGGCGCUGACAGGAGGGCCGAGCAGGAAAUGCCUGGUGGAAGCCAGAAAUGCGAGUGAUUCAUGAGCGCAGGAAUGCUGGGAGAGUCACGGAGGCCGGCCGCGAGCGCUGAUUUACUGUUGGGGCGAAUUACAGAGCGGGAGAGAGAGGGGGAACGGCGGAGGGAGUCCCCUUUAAAAACCGAUCCCUCCCCCCCGAGACCGGGCCGCUAAUGUGCCCCUCGACAUGCGCGUCGCUAUUCCUCCCCCGGUAUUUUCCCGGGGCGUGGUCGCUGACGGGAACCGUGAGUCUUUCUGCUGAUUUUCCGUCAGUUGUGGUGUUGAUGUGAGACCCCUCGUAUCGUCUGACGUGUCUGUCCUCGUCCUCUUGUGUCCCCCUCUGCUCUGGACGUGAAGUCGUCUCGUCUUUAUUUCGUGAUCGUUUGAAAACGUCGUCGUCCUGCUUCGUCUCUUUUCUUUGUAAAAUAAAGUUCAUUCCGACCUUAA
Molecule: messenger RNA, 2894 nt
Organism: Trichomycterus rosablanca
Lineage: Eukaryota; Metazoa; Chordata; Actinopteri; Siluriformes; Trichomycteridae
Gene: hdac9b
Product: histone deacetylase 9b
Exons: 11
Coding region: 260-2080 (606 amino acids)
Source: RefSeq, a predicted model, not a curated record